UGUGGCGAGGAGGGCGGAGGUGACAGCAAAGAUAGACAGUCAGGUGAUUGAGGGUGCUGCUGCCACAGGUACAGACAGCAAGGACUAACAGGGCGAUGAUGCGAUUUGGGUUGGACGCGGUGCCUGUCAUCCUGAGUCUUAAAUGGGUGACGCUCAGAUACUUCACUGAGGGAUGGGACACCUUCUUCAGGGAGGAGUUCGUGUCCCUCGGCAUGGUGAGCGCCCUCGUGGGUUUGGUGGACCUAAUACUUGGACACAGCCUCUCCUGCUUUGUGACACAUGUUGCACUCUUGAUUCUGGUGCGGCGGAUACAGGCAGGUGGCAUGUGCUCCUCCUCAAAGCGACUGGAUGGUCAGACCAUUGUUGUUACUGGUUGCAAUGUUGGCAUUGGCCAGGAGACAGCAAGAGCACUGAGCCACAGAGGUGCCAAGGUGGUGAUGGCCUGCAGAGAUACACGCAUGGCAGAGAAGGUGGCAACAGAAAUCACAAAGGAGACUGGGGGAGAGUUGGUGGUGAUGAAGCUUGAUCUUGCUUCACUUGCCUCUGUCCGAGCCUUUGCAGCAGAUCUAAAAGCCAAGGAGAGCAGGAUUCAUAUGUUAAUAAAUAAUGCAGGAGUAAUGUUCUGUCCUUAUAUGAAGACAGAGGAUGGCUUUGAGAUGCAGAUGGGCACCAACCACCUGGGACAUUUCUUGCUCACCUCUCUUCUACUUCCUCUGCUAACACACAGUGAACCAGCACGCAUCAUUACUGUCAGCUCCUUGGGGCAUAUUGGAGGCACCAUACCAUUUGAGGACAUGAACCUUGAAAAAAAAUACAGCAGGUUUGAAGCUUAUGGCAACAGCAAGCUGGCCAACAUUCUCUUCACUCGCCAGCUGGCUAAAAGACUCAAAGGUACGAACAUUCAAGUCUUUUCCUUGCACCCGGGAUCUGUGCAGUCAAACUUGGCCCGGCACAUGUUCAGUAAGGAGUGGCUCCCCACUGGCAGACUAUCAUCACUGUUGAUAAAGACUACUGUAGAGGGGACCCAAACCACCCUAUACUGUGCCCUUGAAGCCCAGCAGCAAGAACCUUACUAUUAUAGUGACUGUAACAUUGGUGCUGUUAUUAAAGCUGCCCAGGAUGAUGCACUGGCAGAGAAACUAUGGCAAGUGUCUGAAGAAAUGGUAGGCCUCUCCAAACCUGAAUCGUCCUCGGGGAGCAAGAUCAAAGAAUGAGCACCACAUCAGUGUCUAAGCCUCAGACGUUUGGAUGUGUAACCUGGUUGAACAUCUGGAAUUCAAAUGGCAGCAGCACCUCACCUCUCCAAACCUUAAAACAACUAAUGACUGACACCAGCAAGUCUGAAGCAUAUAAACAUAAGAAUCCUACCACUUCAAGCAACAAAAUACGUAUAAAAUAUGCUAACAGAUUGACUGCAAUGUUAUUUUUAUAUUACACAAAACUUAAAAUAUAAUGAAACUUCUUUGUUGUGGGUGAUAUCAAAAUAAAAUAGUUUGUUUGUAA
Messenger RNA from Eriocheir sinensis (Chinese mitten crab), 1503 nucleotides. RefSeq names its product retinol dehydrogenase 12-like. The record is from RefSeq and is a predicted model, not a curated record. The transcript has 8 exons. Bases 96 to 1214 code for a protein of 372 amino acids. NCBI's taxonomy places the organism in Eukaryota, Metazoa, Arthropoda, Malacostraca, Decapoda, Varunidae.